CUUUGGGUAUACCUUGAUUCCCAACGUCUUGUUUUCUUUUUUGUUUUAGCUUCAAUCUUUCGUUACGAUGAAGCUCUUCAACACACUCUCGCUUCUACUCGGCGCAGCUGCCACGACUGUCUUUGCCGGUCGCCAGGACGGCAAGAACCCCGAUACAUUCUACCUGAAGACUUCCGGAGCUGAGAACUCUGCACACAACGAUCUCUAUGUUUACGGAUACCACGCGGGCGCUGGCAUUAACGAUGCGGUCCUUACACCAGACAUUGAAACAGCGAGCAGGGCCUACCUGAACGGCACCAAGGUUCUAUUCGACUACAACACAACAUUCCCUUGGGGCUUGUCGCCCUGGGGCGUUACCAACUAUGCGGCAUGGCAAUUCGUUCAGAUCAACGCCGGUACCGGACAAGACGGUUUCUCCGUCAACAGUACCGGCUUGCAAUGGUCGCAGCAGAAGGGUUUCGGUGGCUGGCUAGUAUGCGACUGGUGGCACAACGCACCCCAAUUAUUCUACCUCUACCGGUACUACGACGCGGAAUACCCCGCCUCUUGCAGUGAGGUGAAGCUUGUGACCGAACCCACUGCGUGAACCGUGUUAUGACAUUCCGCCACCCGUCAGACUCUCGCGGUACCAGUGGUCGAGACUCGAGAGGCUCAUGACGCGCGUGGCGGGCUUGAUGAAUCAUCCACUCUGAGCUGGGUCGGUCCGUGGAGGGCAUGCAUCAUUGCCAUAUGCCCGGCCGUGUGUGUCCUGGCUUUGGGACCUGAGACGAAAUGUAACGGUUCCAUGUUUCAUAAUUUUAAAUCUGUAAUGCUAUCGCUGUUGGAAUAUUUUAUCUAAUGUUGGGAAUCAACAUAUUACCGGAUCUUUCCA
This is a messenger RNA of Aspergillus nidulans FGSC A4, 871 nucleotides long. RefSeq lists its product as uncharacterized. The transcript is spliced from 3 exons. The record is from RefSeq and is a predicted model, not a curated record. Lineage: Eukaryota; Fungi; Ascomycota; Eurotiomycetes; Eurotiales; Aspergillaceae. Bases 68 to 586 code for a protein of 172 amino acids.